GUUAUUGUAUUCUCAUUUUAAAGUACCUGUUUUUAUUUCUAAUAGUGAUUUGCAUAAUAUAUUGUAGAAUUAUUAAAGUUUACUCUAUCAACUGAUAGUUUCGCCGGUCAAGAAAUAAGAUUGGAGUGGAAAAUUAAAUUACGAAGGUGGAUUAUAAGAAACCUUGAUGGAUGGUUUAAUUUCUAAAGCAUCCUAGCAAGAAAGGCUAGAGGGUUACCAAAUUCUUCCAAUAAAAAUAUCAAUGAUAAGAAGACGAGAGGGGAUCUACAGAUCUGGAUUGCAUCAUACGACAUAUCUUUGAUAGAAUCCGUCUCCAUAAAAUCAAAAAGAGUAAUUACCCCAAGGGAUUAAUUUAUUCCAUUUAAACGUUUGAGUGUGUGUGUGUGUGAUUUCUUACAUAUUUGUGAAUAUUUAUAUACAUUUUCUUAAAGCCGAAAUUUUAUACUUAUGAUAAAUGUAGUAAAGCAUAUCCACAGGAAUGGCAUUUAAAGACUUGUCAUACAAGUGAAAACUGGUGAUUUUAAUUAGUGAACAAGAAAAUUGGUUUAUGAACAUUGUAAUUUUGUUCGUAAAAAGAAAGUUACAUGCUUGUCUCUAAAUAAUUGUUUUAGAGCUAAUUGCUUUAAAAAGGCAUUUUCUUAUUAGUUGCACAAUGGAGGAGCCUUACGAGUGUGAUUUGUUCAGGCAAGCUUUUUCCGAAGAACAAAAUUUAAAGGAGAAUUCAACGACUCAUCCAAAAGAGAAACCACACAUUUGUGGAAUUUGCAAGAAAGCUUUUUCUCAGUUUUCUUACUUAAAGACACAUGCACAAACACACACCGACGAAAAGUCUUUUGUAUGUGAUGUGUGUUCUAAAGCAUUUUCUCAACAGCGUUAUUUAAAGAAACAUUUGCUGAGACAUACGACCGAGAAGCCAUUUUCAUGUGACUUGUGUAAUAAGUUGUUUUCUGAUAAGUCAUAUUUAUUAAGUCAUUUACGUAGGCACACAAAAGAGAAAUCUUUUGUAUGUGAAGUUUGUAAUAAAGCUUUUUCCGAAAAGGCCAAUUUAAAAACACAUUCACGGAUUCACACGAAUGAGAAACCUUAUUUGUGUGAGGUGUGUAAUAAAAAAUUUUCUGACCAGUCUUGUUUAAAAAGUCAUUUGCGUACCCAUACGAACGUGAAACCUUUUGUAUGUAAUGUAUGUAAUAAAGCUUUUGCUGAAAGGUCAAAUUUUAGAACGCAUUUACGGACGCAUGAUGUAGAAAAGCAGUUUCCAUGUAAUAUGUGUGAGAAAAGAUUUACUGAAAAGUCGUAUUUAAGAAACCAUAUACGAACACAUACAAAAGAAAAGCCUUUUAAGUGUACUUAUUGUAGUUAUGCAAGUUCGGAUAGGUCGGGUUUAAAAAGUCAUUUGCGUACACAUACACAUGAGAAACCUUAUAUAUGUCAUAUAUGUAAUAAAGCUUUUUCUACCAAGUCGAUUUUAAAUAAUCAUAUGCGCACACAUACGAAAGAAAAACCAUUUGCAUGUGACAUUUGCAGCAAAACUUUUUCGCGACCAGAUGACUUAAGGGGGCAUGUCCGUACGCAUACAGAUGAGAAACCUUAUCCAUGUCCCAUUUGCAGUCGAGCAUUUUCUAGGCAACAUCAUGUGAAGAGACAUUUACGAACACAUACAAAAGAGAAGCCGUUUGCAUGUGACAUCUGUUAUAAAGCAUUUGCUGAGCGUGGUAGAUUGAUCACACAUUUACGAACUCAUACAAAAGAGAAACCGUAUACAUGUGACUUAUGCACUAAGGCAUUUUCCAACAAUUCGGGCUUAAAGAGACAUUAUCAAACGCAUGCAAACGUGAAAAAACGUUUUAAAUGCGAUGUAUGUAAUAAAUUAUUUUCUGAAAAGUGGAAUUUAAAAACGCAUUUAAAACUACAUGCAACAGAGGAAUUGUUUGCUUGUGAACUUUGUAGUGAAAAAUUUUCUCUUUCAGAAUCUUUAAAGGAACAUUUGCUGACACAUACUGUUGAGAAUGAAAAAACAUUGCACCUGUGAUGUUUGAUGAAGCGUUUUCUCAGAAAAAUCAUUCCAGAAUUUUUUUUAUUAUUAUUAUUUAUUAAAAAGAAAUAUAUUUGUGGCAUAUGAAACUUGAAGAUUCCUUUAAAUAUAUUGUUUGUAUAAAGCAUAAGACAACAUUUAAAAUGAUAUAAAUUAACUGUCUAUUUCCUGUUUUGACGUGUAAAAUGCUUGAGAUAUUGUCAGUGAAUCAUUUCACUAGAAUAGGUGCAGUAGUUGGUCAGAUGUAUAUCACAAAACUAUAACUUUUUUUUUCUCAUAUUAAAACAUUUACUGAUGGACAUCAGAUAAGGAAUUUUCAUUUGUGAAAUGUGCACUAAAAAUGGGGGAAAAAAUUUAGUGUUAAUGAUUCAUCUUUAGAAAUAAAUGUUUCACCUAUAACAGAUGGAAUAUACAUACUAUUUUAUUGGAGAUUAGCUGGUACCUAACACAUUGCUGCCGUAGAAGAAAUAAUUUUAGAAAUAUCAUUUAAAAUAACCAUCUUGUUAAUUUAGGAGUGAUAGAAAGAAUGAUAUUAAUUUUCUUGUCGACAAUGAAUACAUUUAUUGAAAUUGAAUUGAUUAAGGAGAAGUAUAAAUAAUAUUUAUUCUAUUUUUUUUUAUUUUAUUAUUUAAUUAUACUUAGGGUAGAAAAUAUUUUUUUGUUUUUCCGUCUUUAGCAAAAACAAAUUCUUGCUUCUGCUUGCCUGUGACUUACCCUUAAAGUAUGUAAAUGAGCAUUUGAUGUAUCCUGCAAUUAUUUCAUUUUGCUUAUUCCCACAUAAGAAAUUCUGAGGGAGUGUAGCGAAGCAAAAUAUUUUUUCCUCGCUAAUGCCAUAACCAUAUGUUCGCCAGAAUUCAGUUAGGAUUGAGCAUAAUGACUGCAUUAAUUAUAUUGGUAAUUAAUAUCAUACAUUUGAAUUUUAUUUAUUAUUCGUUAUGUAUUAUUAUUAUUUAUAGCUGUUUGUUAGAUGUAUGUGUAAAUUUUUGUAGCUGUCCAUGUAUUCUGUUUCGUAUAAAAUGUAAAAAGCCAUGAAAAGAUCUGUUUUACUUCAUUCUGGAAAUCAUUUUGUGUGAAUAGAUUUUUCCUGGAUAUACAUAUUUCAUGUUUGUAAUAAAGAAAUCUUCACAAUUUUUUUUAACACUUCUAAAUUUUGGUUGCAUUGAAUUGUAUUUCAACUAAUAACCACACAUUGUAUUUAUUUUUUUUUAUUCAAGUGCAUUUAUUAACCAGAAAAUUUUGUAUUAAAAUGUUCCAAAAACAUUCAAAUGUAACAAUUUUAUUUGUUAUAGACGUUUACAAUUUUUGUUAGUAAUAUUUGGUAAUAUUGUUUAUCAUUUGAGAAAUUGUGAGUUUAUUCAGAAUAGAUUAGAGAAUUUAAACAAUAAGCUGAUCAAAAUCUAUAUUUAAUACGAACUAAGCGAAUAAAAAAGCAGAACAAAUUCAAGAACUGCAAAAUCCAUUUGUUGUGUACUGUUCGCUUUGUAAGAAAAUAAUAAGGCGAAGUAAUAUGGGAAAAAAGGCACUUACUAGUCAUGCCAAAAAAGAGAAACAAAAUUGUGUGUCAGUUCAAAAUAGUUGUAGCUAAUAUUAGACUUUGUCUCUAAAGGAAUGAAGGAGAAGGUGAUAUGUCAAGUCGGAAAACAUCAACUUUAAUGUCAAAAAAUAAACCAAUUCCAUACUUUUUAGUUAAAGAACAAUAUUUAAAGCCAUAUUUUUAUGGGCAUUAAAACUUGUUACGUCAGAUUAGUUCUUAAAUGCAUUCAAUAAUAUAUCUUAAAUAUUUGCACAUAUGUUAACUAAAAGUGAAAUUGCUGAAAAAUUUAAUACCUUAUUUAUUGAGGGUUAGCUCUCUGAAACUGAUAGCUGAAAAAUCGAUGCCCAAAUAUAUGAC
Messenger RNA from Argiope bruennichi, 3923 nucleotides. RefSeq names its product zinc finger protein 84-like. The coding region runs from base 653 to 2029 and encodes 458 amino acids. The record is from RefSeq and is a predicted model, not a curated record. The transcript is spliced from 2 exons. Lineage: Eukaryota; Metazoa; Arthropoda; Arachnida; Araneae; Araneidae.